Molecule: messenger RNA, 548 nt
Organism: Uloborus diversus
Lineage: Eukaryota; Metazoa; Arthropoda; Arachnida; Araneae; Uloboridae
Product: progranulin-like
Exons: 2
Coding region: 6-518 (170 amino acids)
Source: RefSeq, a predicted model, not a curated record
UUCAGAUGCGGUUAUUGUUCAUUUUCGCUGUUGUGCCAUGUCUGGUAGCAGCAAAUACUAUAAUGUGCCCAGAUUUAUCCACAUGUCCUGAAGGGAAAUUCUGCUGUGCGAAGUCGGCUGAGGAAUACGAAUGCUGUGACGUAGGAAAAGAUGAGAAAAGCAUUUUUCCCGGAAUACCAAUACCUAAUUAUGACAUGAACAGAACACCAUCGAGGAAGGAGAUGCAUCACGUAGAUGUCUGCCGAUUAUGCUCUGGUACUUGCUGCUAUGAUCGUUGUUGUGACUAUACCCGAGCAACCUGUUGCUCUGAUCGAGUUGGGUGCUGUCCUAAUGGUCAGCAAUGUUGUAAACGUCCUUCUAGCACAGUAAGCGAGUGGUGCUGCCCCAAAAGGGGCUCCUGUGGGUCAUCUUAUUUAAGCUGCUACGGAGGAGCAGGUGCACUGAUACCAGCAAUAUCUAGCAUAGGGGCUUUGCUUUUCUUGCUUGCUCUCCGAGGGAACUCAUUCUUACAGAUGUGAGAUGAGGCAUUAAAAAUAUCAAAUAUGUUA